CUUAGUUGGAAAAACACGGAAGUGAACUGUCUUUUACUUCAUCCUGGUAAUUUAACCAAUUGCCGGUGCCUUAUAAACAAGUAAAGUUGACAUCACAGGGCAGGGUUCUCCAUCUGCUUGAGGAAUGAGAUUUAACAGCAAGGAACUGGCUGUACUAGCACAGCAAGACAGCAGCAAGUUUGAUAAGGAAGGCACACUUUUUAUGAAACAGAAAAACGACAAACUCUUCAAGAAAGGGGAAGCAUUGGUUGAGAAGUAUUUGAGACUGAGAGGCAAUUUGCUGUUUUACUUCAAAGGAAAAGAAUAUGUACAGAAAUCUGAGCCUCAAGGAGUGUUGGUCCUGGAAAGGUGUGCUGUGGAGCUAGAUGUCAAUGAACAAAACAGCUUCUCAUUUGUCAUAGUGUUUGAGGGUGACGAGGUGACGUACACGUUCUCGGCACUGACAGAAGAGGAGCGUGAUGAUUGGAUCCAGACGCUACAUGACGCGAGCUAUGAGUGCCUCAAGAUGCAGCUACAGAGCUUACGAGAGCAGGUACAGGCACGUACGGGUGAGGACCCCCUCAUCCAGAUGCUACAGCCAGACACAGGCAUGGACUUUGAAACCCGGGCUGCUGCUGAUACCAGCGACCCUGCUAUGGAAAUCAGCCUCACUGUAGAGGGAUUACCCAACGACAGUAAUGAACAGGCACCAAACCCAUUUGCUGUGGUGUACAUUAUCGUGCCUCCACAGCAACAGAACUGGCUUCAGCAUAGUCACACGGAGAUGGUUGAGAAGAACAACAAUCCCCAUUUUCUGAAGACGAUAGGGUUUGGAGAUACAGCAUGUCUGGAGACGUCAACGAGGGUAAAGAUUGCAAUCUACCAUGUGAAGGAGCGCAUGACAGGAACUAUGACCAUGAUUGGGCAUGUUAUAUUUACCUUGAACGAGCUGCUUCUCAGUGACACCAUGUCACUCAAGUUUGCCAUUGUUGGACCAGACUCCAGUAAAGUUGGGACCUUGAGCAUCGUCUCGUGGCUCAACGACACCAAUGAUGCUGUAACAGAUUUACAAGAACAUAAUGAUCGCUUCAGUGAUAGACCACCAUCCAUAAGAGCAAGACCCUUGUCUAUGAGAUGUCGAUCAAAACGUCUUGAGAUGCUUAAACCAGUCUGUGAUAACAUUGUGACACGAACAUUCCGAUUUGAUACAAAUGAUUCCAAUAAGCUCCUAGUGCAUGAAUACAUGGCGGAUAGCAAAUUCACCUUUGAGAUUCCUAUGAAAGUGCUGCAGCUGCUAAUUUCAGAGGAACAAAGAAGAAUCAAAGAGCUACAAGACAUUGGGCAGCUUCCACGUAUGUUAGAAUCGUAUUUGGCAGCAGAUAUUUCCCAUGGAGCUGCCGCAGUGUCGGAAUACACGGACAACAUAAACGUUUUGGCCUGCUACAGAGGUUCCACAAGUUGCACAACUAACAAGAAAUGCCGAAGUUUCAAGGCAAGUACCAAGAAGUCUGAUCGAGAGCUGGAGUUUGCUCCCCUGAAUCUUCACUUACAGAGAAUGAUUGUUCUCAAUGAGGCUAAUGCACAGUUUGGUUGCUAUGAUACGAUUACAGUCGGUGCAUUUGUGGCUCAUGCACGAAAGUUUCGAGCAGGGGGGUUAACUCAGUUGCUACAGAAACUGCAAGAAGGCUACACAGCCGAGGGGACCUUAAGUAAGGUUACAAAGGUCAAGAGGGCAUGUCAAUUAGUGAACACCUUGCUAGGCCUGCAGAGUGAGAUUGUUGUUCUGUGUGAACGAGUGUGUCAGGAGGCUCUGCAAGGGGACAGUGAUAGUCUGCAGGCAGCUACACUACAGCUCGAAUACACGGUUAAAGAUCUGGUACAGAAUUGUGAGAAACCAAUCCUGCAGGAAACUGCUGCCAAAUUGGCAGAUGUGCACGAGGAAAUGGAGGCCCUGUCAGAACAAAGUGGCAAACAGGAGGGGCCUCACAGUCGGGCCACUGGAUCACCAGGGUUUGGGAGAAAGACCACACAGUCAGAGGCCCCAGAGUUGAAGUGGAAAUGGACUGGUAGCUGCUUUAUUAAGAGCCCUACGAUUGAACCAUGGGACAUGACUCGAGUCAACACAGAGGCGUCCCUUGUAUGUCUCACAACCAUGGUGGAGGAUCUCAUACAGAACAAGAGCGGCCCCAUGGACCGCCCCAAGUGGCUCGGGGAGAUCAGCCCAGCUGUCAUCAAGCUCAAGAGCUUCAUAGAGAUCUGCUGUGAGAAGGCCGCCCACUUCAUGUCCUUCCUUGAUCUCAUGGAACAUAAAGAUAACCUCAAACUUAUGCACACAAUCAAAACCAGAAGAGAUAUAGUGUUUUCCCAGGCGUUGAGCAGUUUGGUGUUUGGCCUCGUGCUGCAUGUCACCUCAUUACUUGACCACCCGCACGUGUUUCCCCAGCUGGCUGGGCUCGGUUGUCUGGUGCAGGUCGAGGGGCUCCUCAGUUGCCACGGUGAGGACGUUCCCCUGCUUGAAGAUAUGAUUGUUGCCCUUGAUGACCUGUCAACCGUGUCAUUCAAGCUUGUACAGGAAACAAAACUUCGAAGGGAGGUGGAGCUGGUAGCCAAACAGUUGAAGAGAGCGUGCCAUUACCCAGACCUGAGUCGGCACCAUGUGUGUAUUGAGAUCCCGAUUCCCAAGAGUGGGUUUGACCAGCUACCUUCCAACCUGAAGUCAGGCUCAGAGAUCAAGCUCAUUCCUCUGUUCUUCAACAUCGGCAUCAAUGAGCAGGGUACACUAGCAGAGAGAUUUGGCAAUACCAGUUUACAAGAUAAAGCCAAUGAGGAGAGCUUUGGCCGUCUGCAUAAUUACGUGGAAGAGUAUAAAGACAAGUUCAUGGACAAAUCUUCAGGAGCAAAUAGUGUGGGCAGCAUUCCGAGUCUGGUUCAACAGCUGCACACAAACGUCUACACAAAGAAGAGCAAGAAUGUUGAAAUACUGCACCUGGCUGCUGAGCUUUGCAGAAAAUUGCAUGGUGUGCGAAUCACAUGUUGUAAGAGCGCGAAGGAUCGCACAGCUAUGGCUGUCACACUUGAACAAGUACAAAUUCUCCAAAGGGAUCACAAUCUUGCCUCACAUGUGUUCAUGCAGUCCCUUGACUGCUUCCGUAGUGAGGGCGUUAGACGAGAGAAUACGUUCAAAAAUGUUGGUUUGCGGAAGUACGCCUUCAACAGCCUGCAACUCCUGUCCUUCCCAAAACAAUACCGACCUCCAAACGGCACUUACGGGAAUGUACAGACGUAACCCCCCUGUGGCAAUAAACAGAUGUAACCAUUUGGUGUCAUUUGCAGCAUUGUAUAGAUAUAACAUCAGCAAUGAACAUCAGCAAUAAACACCUGCAAUGACAAAUGUACAAAUGAGAUGUAAUCAUAGUGGUGAACAGGGAUAAUAUUCAAUGCGAUACUUAUCCUUAACCUUAGACACGUCUCAGUAAUUCCAUUCAGUCUAUUGGUCAACUCCUGUAUUUUUGUAGUCCAAUCACAACACUUAGAUUCUACUCUUGGACUCUUGUACCCAGACUUAACAUCACUUGCAGCGUUGUCCUUAUGACGCUUGUGGCAACAUCCAGGUGUAACAAAGUUCAACUAAAAUACAAACAAUAAUGCAUUUAUAUCAAAACAUGUUCCAUAACUCUUACUAAAGUUUGUUGCAGUUAUUGCCCUUCAACCUUUGCCAGAUGGAUAAUGGUAUUCUGAAAUAAAGAUUAUGAUAUAGAUUGGAAAAAGUGAAAACUUUCCAUCUUUCUGACAGGCAUAAAUCUUGUUUAUCUAAGUUAUUCAACUUCGCCCCUUGUUUCGCAAAUUAUAUAGGGUGCCAUAUCCAAUUUACAAUGAUGUGAACUCUGGAUACUUAGUGACCCAAUAUUACAUUGAUAUAAUUUUAAAGUGCUUUAUGUGUGGAGAAAAACAAUGGAACAAUUAAUGAAAAUUCUAUUAAGAAUAUGGUUAUUUUAGCCUUGAACAACUGCAAAUUGGUAUUUUCAUGUCCGAUAAUAGUUUAAACAAAAUUUACAAACAAUAGGUACAAAACAUGAAUAUGAUGAUUAGUGGUACAAACAAUAAACAAAAAUACAAUCUGCAAUAACUUUAUCUAUAAGGUAUUUUAGGUGGGGGGGGGGGGGGGGGGGGGUAAUGGCAUUUCUCCUCGUUGGAGAAAUAUUGCUGUGUUUUUUAUAAAAAUAUAUCGUAGAAAAGGCACAUUUGUUCAAUUGAUAAAUAACAUGUGCAUGAGCAGACUUAUCAGUUGUUGAGAAGCAUCUCUAGUACUACCAAGCCAGUGUUUUCCCUCCCACGACCCAAGUAAAUAAAGUGUCGGUCGGUCAGUUGAUGAAUAAUUUUGUUUAUAUUAAUUUUGAGGAUAGAGAACAAACUUUUACAUUUACAGGCUUUUUAUUGAACAUGCUUUUUAUUUAACAUGAAUUGUGGCCAAUGCAAUAAACUUUAAGGGACUAGACAACGGAGGAUACAAUUGCAAGAAAAAAUAAAAUUGUCUUGAACUUUUAUAAAACUGAUAUCGCUGUGUUAAAUGCAUUGAAUCUUACUUAUUGAUGUAUAACAUCACUUACCACACAUGUGUCUUUCACAGUUUUUGAGUAUUUUUCCAGUUCGAAAUUUACUGGGAAAAUUGCCAUAUUUGAUAUCAGGACUGAACAAAAACAUGUUUUAAAGUAUUUGAUUCAUUGAUUGAAAUACAUGUUAAACAGUAGAAAAUAUAAUCAAAUUGCACAAUGUCUAUAUUUUAUUCUAUAAAGUCUUUAAAAAUGAAAAAUAAUGUAUACAGAAUAUCAGUCUGAAAAUGACCGCAUUUAAAGAUAAAUGUGUUUUUUUACUGAUAUUAAAUUAUUCACUUCAUAGCAUACCCGGUAGUUGUAUCACGAAGUAAAUAGUUUAUUAAUGUAAUCACCUAUGUGCUAAAAGUGCCAUUAAAAUUCGCUGCACUUAUUGACUUCUUGCACCAAGGUGACAAAUUUUAACUUAAUUUAUUACGCAUUUUUCUUAAUCACAUGUACCAUGUAUUUUAGAAUUUUAUUAUGGUAGAAAAAAGAUAUGUCACUCUACAGAUCACAUUAUGUGCAUGUGCAAUGUUACACCAUUCAUGGAAACAUUCCUGUUGAUUUAUUUAAAUUAAUAUUGAUUUAUAUAAAUUAAUAUUGAUUUAUAUUAUAUAAUAUUGAAUUGUGCAUCAUGAUAUUGUUCACUAACUAUUCAUUCAGCAAAGAAGUAAAUAAUAACCUUAGUGCAAGAACUCAAUAUCUGCUUCUAUUUCUAUAUGUAGUUAUUGAGUUAUUGCACUAAGGUGACGUAAUGCUCCUUGGUAUAUAAGGGCAAUAUAAAUUAAUUGCUAGAAUUUCAUCCUUUUUUUUUUUGUUUAAAUGGUAGGGGGUGACGUUUCAUUUUUUUUUUUUCUUAAAUGACUCUUUUAUCGUUGAAUAUGUGUACAUGCUUUUCAUUAUUGCAUAAGGGACCAUAAACAUGUGUUUUUUAGACAAACCAAGAACACCACUGUAAUAGUUCUCCUUUAUUACAUGUGAAUAUUUACAUGGACAAUGACUGGUAUGAAUAACCGCCUUUCUCAGACUGUACCAAUAGAUACGCAAAUACAGACCCUGGCUUAACAUUUUUAUUUGAGUCAAAAAUAUCUAAGGGGCAGUGGAAAAAACGACUUGGUGGGCGGGGAUGAAGAUCUAGCAAUUAAUUAAUAGCAAUCUUACUGAAAAUAUGUGUAGAUUUUCAGGAUUCAUUUUUUUUUCUUGUAUCACAUAAAAGGAGAUUCUUAGCUGGUUUCUUUGCUGCCAAAUGGUUAAUGAUUUAUUGUAAAUUAUAUAAUGUUAUAUUAUUACUCUUUAGCACAUAAGGGGAAAGACAUGAAAAGUCACAAAAUAGCCCUCUCUUUUCUAAUGUCCUGACCAGCGAAUAGAUCAAAAUUCCAGGGGGUUUUCCCUCACCGAAGAUGUAGAAGUUCAUGGUACAAUAUCAAAUCUAUGACAAAUCAAAUCUUAUCUCAAGAUGACUUCUAAACUGUAGUAAAAUAUUGAAAUUGGGCUUUGCUGUUUUUAUAUAUAGAAGAUAAGUAAAUUUUAUGACAUAUGAUGCCAUACCCAACCCAUGUAAAAUAUGUUAUUGACUGAUAAAUAAAUAGUAUUUCAGCUUCAUGUUUGGGUAGGUAAUUGAUUUACAUUUUUAAAAAUAUUUUUAACACUAGUGCCUGUUUAAAAUUUGUUUAAAAUAUCAAUAUGUUAAUGCAUUUUUGCACGAGAAUAUAUAUUACAUAUAGUAAAUGCGUUUAAGCUACAUUUUCCAUGUGAGAUUUUACAUGAUUAUUUACUUUUUGCGAAAUUGCAAAAUUGUAAGUUAUUAUGGAAUAUUUAUGUAUACUGUGUUUUUAAUGAAGUGUAUUGAUAUUGACUAAUCUAGUUUACAAUGUGCAAUAUUGAAAUAAACAUGA
Mya arenaria is the source of this 6466-nucleotide messenger RNA. Its product is annotated as inositol polyphosphate-4-phosphatase type I A-like. NCBI's taxonomy places the organism in Eukaryota, Metazoa, Mollusca, Bivalvia, Myida, Myidae. The record is from RefSeq and is a predicted model, not a curated record. Bases 125 to 3265 code for a protein of 1046 amino acids. Gene Ontology annotation, molecular function: phosphatidylinositol-3,4-bisphosphate 4-phosphatase activity. Gene Ontology annotation, cellular component: cytoplasm. The transcript has 26 exons.